CGAGUCGCCCAAGACGGCCCAAGAUGGCCCCAAGACGGUCCGUAACCAUUUUGGCUCAAGUGGCAUCGGGGGACAUAUGCGCGUCGAUAGUUCGUAGUGGGUUCGUGGAGGGCCGCCGCAAUGGCUUGCGCUGCGGGCCCAGCCAUAACCAACGAGGAGCAGAGCGGCGUGUUGCCAAAGGAGGCCUCCAACGAGGGCAGCAUGCCUCGUGCUUCGACUCUGCUGGGGCGAAGGGCUUCAUUUACCGACAUGGCCUUGGUGAACGUGCCAUCCGUCGUUCGACAGAGUGGACGGCAAGCUCAGCUGAGAAGUCAUGCCGUUCAAGUGGCCGAGGGAGGGGGAGCCCAUGCGCCAGUUCAUCUCAGGUCCGAAGUCAUAAGCAGCAACUUUGCCAAGUUUGAACGUAUUGGUAUGGGCUCUUCAAGCGUUGCUUACCGUGCGCUGAGGCUUUGUGACAACAGGACUGUCGUCAUUAAGGCAUUGCGUCGCUUGGAUGUCGGCCCGGUGUCCUUGGCGAAGCGGGAAUUUGAUCUCCUCACCAAUUUCAGACAUCCCAAUAUCAUCGUCGCCUUAGAUUUCCUGGAAUCGCUAUCGUGUGUGGCACUGGUGUUGGAGGACAUCGCGGGCCGCACUCUGCGUUCGGUUGUGCGUUCGACUUGUGCGGGCCGCCUGGACGAGCUGUGCUCCAUGCGCUUGUUCGUCCAAGCGGCUGCCAGAUUGGCUUACCUGCAUGGCAGGAACACGGUUCACCGCGAUCUGAAGCCUGCCAAUUGUCUCGUCUCGAAAGGGGGCGUCCUGAAGCUGAUCGACUUCAACGUCGCCGCGAGCACCGAGGGAGGCGAGCUCCUGACCCCAACCGGAACGAGGGAGUUCCGCGCCCCAGAGGUCCUGAACAGGCCGUACGCGUCGCCAGCGGACGUUUGGUCCCUCGGCCUGUGCCUGCACUUCAUGCUGCACGGCCGCACGCCCUCCCGCGACUCCGACGACGAGCCGACGGCGACCUCCGCGGCGGCGGCCUCCACCGAGACGUACUCGGAGGACGCCGCCGACGGCAGCUCCGACGGCGGCGGCGGCUCGCCGAGGGGGCGAGCGAUGACCGAGCAGCCCCGGGACGCGUGGGGCGGCAGCGCGUGGGCCCUGCAGCGGUGCUGCCUCCAGGACUGGCGGCAGCGGGCCACGGCCCAGGAGCUCUUCGCGGGUGCGUCCGGGUGGCUCGCCGGUCGCUGAGCCGGCCGGGCGAGCCGCGCGGAGCGGCUGGCUGCCGCGGCGGGGCUGCGCAGGGCGAGCGCCAGCCGGUCGUGCCCGCGCUCCUGCGGGUGCCGCCCUGAGGCCUCGACUUGCUGCUGCGGCGCCCUCGGGGGCCACGACUGAUGCCCCUCACGCCCUGGGAGAUUGUUCCCGAGGGCAGGCACGCAGGCCUCGAGGUGCGAAGGCAGAGGCUGCGCCCGCCCUUUCCGUUCAUGACUCAGGGUACAGCGAGCGGCUUGAAUAAGGAACACUUACUCCUCAGGUUUUAUUCCUUGGGACAAAAGGGGCUUCGUUCCUUGGGUCAGGCCGAUAACUGUAUCCGAGGCCAGAGCUUGAACAUACCCGCCGCCCGGGGACGGGCGCUGCCCCGGUGCGCCGCCGUGCGCGGUGCGCACACUGCCGCCAGGUGCCGCUUCCUCGGGACAGUGUGCGUGCAGCGCAGGCUGGCAGGCGCCUCCCUCCGCAGUGUUCCGACCCAGUCGGGCAGAGGGCAUGUUGGCACCCGCAGCGAGAGAACGAGCUCGCGAGACGGCGGGCCAGGACCGCGCAGGCUUUGUUGCUGUGCAGUCGGACCGAGGUACAAGACCGAUGUCGGUUCGGG
Prorocentrum cordatum is the source of this 1849-nucleotide messenger RNA. The record is from the annotation of a GenBank genome assembly. NCBI's taxonomy places the organism in Eukaryota, Dinophyceae, Prorocentrales, Prorocentraceae.